AAGAUGGAUGAGUCUGCAACGAAACAUCUGCUUGGUUCAAAGAAAAAAGUAAAAAUCCAUCCAAACACAGUGACAGUAAAAUACUCCACCGAUUUGCCCAAGCCUGAUGACAAUGGAUAUGAAGAUGCUCCGUCUUUCGAGGAUUUCAGAUCAUUUGUUGAUGAGACAUCAGAUCGAAAGUGGCUGACUGAAAGUAAACAAAUCAAGGACAUUUUUGCAGCCGUGGAAGGUCAGUCAAAACCCAGUGGAGGGCAGAAAGGCAAGGGGGUUGGAGGUCAGCUGCAGAGAUUUGGUGAGGCAUCUGUGUUCACCUCACAGUUGACAAUGGCUGCCUUGUUUGGAGCAGCACUGGCCCAUGGCUGUGUGGCUUUUAUCACACAGCUGGCCUCUGACCGCUCCAGAGUUCCUUCGCUGGAGCUGCUCUUCAUACGUUCGGUCAUCCAGGUGCUGUUAGUUGUGGCUGUAAUCUACUACCAGGAGGCACCAUUUGGUCUUAGUGGUUACAGACUACAGAUCUUCUUCUAUGGUGUGUGUAAUGUCAUCUCCAUCACAUGUGCGUAUACCUCUUUCACCAUUGUGCCACUCAGCAAUGGCAAUAUCAUGUGGCGGGCUACUACGACGGUCUUCAGCGCUGUGCUUGCCUUCCUGCUCAUGGAUGAGCGGCUUGGCCUCACUGAUAUUUUCACAUUGGAUAUUGGAGUUUCACCUAAUUUAAAGUGA
Electrophorus electricus (electric eel) is the source of this 720-nucleotide messenger RNA. RefSeq names its product solute carrier family 35 member G2a (gene slc35g2a). The record is from RefSeq and is a predicted model, not a curated record. NCBI's taxonomy places the organism in Eukaryota, Metazoa, Chordata, Actinopteri, Gymnotiformes, Gymnotidae. Gene Ontology annotation, cellular component: membrane.